GGUUGAAGCAAGGAUUUUUAGCGGUCGCCAGCCUGAAAUCAAGCUCGAGAGCCAUUAAUUAAUCAGACGGGAGGGAAGCGAGAAAUUCAAUAAAGUUAGUGGGAUGAAAAAAAUAAAAUUAACGUAGAAAGAUUUCCAAUCGGCAAAACGACUGAUCUUUGUAGCCCCAAUACACGAAUAGAGGCCUCAACUUCUGAGGAGCGACUUUAGCAUAAUAAUACAGAAACUUACAUUACGUACAGGACACAGUUGUACUUAAGAUGGCUGACUUCAAUCUGAUUGAUGCACUACAUGAAAGUACACCCAGUGUUGAAUUGGAAGUUAAAAGAGACUUCAUUUCUUCUCUGGAGGCAGAAAAAUAUGAUGAUGUUGUUGGAGAAAGCGUGACGAAAGAAAGUUAUGUUCCAUUACUGGAUGAUGAGACAAAAUUGCCUCCUUCAGAGGCUGAAGGGAAAGCAGCGGCACAAUUGUAUGGAGAAACGGUACCUGAACAAGCUGAUGGAGGACAAUUGGCAGAAUGUUCUGAAGCAAGUGAGCAAGGACCAGUGGAGCUGCCCAAUGGGGAGCAUGGUGGAAGACAAGCUGAUAGCACAGAAAUGCACAAUGUUUCAGUUGGCGCAGAGCUGUUGCCUUUUGGUAAUAAACAUCAUGAAGAUGAGGUGGCAAUGAAUAUGAUGUCGCAGUCAGCACAGAUGAGCACAGAAUCUCCCUUCAGCCUUCUUGGCACUAUAGAAGGACCUGGUGCAGAGGGGCUAUUGAACUUUGAACCUAUUUUGUCUCCUGCACACGAAAAAAAGGGCCCAACAAUGUCUUGCCAAGAACUGCAACACCUAAGCUCUCCGACUGAAGUUACAGAAGAACCAACAUUUGAAGAAAAGGGAAGCCAAGAAUUGGUCCAGCUUUCUUUUGAAGAAGUGGCUUCUCAGCAAGGAGAAAUGCUUGAUACUACUCUUAAAACCAGAGAUUCCAUGGCUGCAGUUACAGCACCCUUAGCAUUUGAAGAAGACCUUUGCGCUAAUCAGGAGGAAGUCACAAACAGCAGCAUGACACUUUCACCAGCAGAGGUGGAAUCUAUUACAGAACUUGAAGGAAAUCUGGUUGCAGAAGUAAAACCAUUGGAACAAGACUUGGUAAAGGCUGAAUUGCCGCUGACACCAGCUCUGGAGCCCAUAGAGUCUGCACAGACAAUAGAAGAAGAAUUGGGUGUACCAUUCACCAGCUUGACUCAAGUUGAAACAUCUUUCCACCCUGUAGACUGCAGUGAUCCAGUUUUGAGCAGUGCUGGCAUAAUGGAUGAUCACUUAGUUUCAAACAUGAUGAAGACAGAGGUCACAGUUAAUGCUCAACUGCAAGCACCAAUAAACAACUCACCGAGCACCGUGCAACAGGAGAACUUCGGCCAUGGUACUGAAACUCCUGUGUUCACGGAACCAUUCCCACCCACCUCCAGAAACAUUGACUUUGCAAAGGGCACUGGGGUACUUACCAGCACCACCACAAGCACAAUUGCCCCAGUUACAGAAGUUUCACCUUUGGAACAUCCUGAGAAAGACAAGUUUGCAAAUGAAGUAAAAGAAAUUGCACAAGCCAAAGAACCCCAAGUAGUAAAAGUAGCUGUGGAGAAGAAAAAGAAAAAGAAAAAGCGUUCGCAUCCAAAGGCAUCUCAGCCUGUAGUGGAUGUUCCAGCUAAAGCUAAAGAUGUUCAUAGAAUUAUUUCUGAUCAACGUCUAGAAGAGCUGCCUGCUGGAGUGAUACAAGAGCACAAAGAAAUCAUCUUGAACACUGAGAGAUCAUUUAAGGAGACAUCAGGAAUGAAGGAAAAAGCACGACAGGUGGAUAACACAUCAAGUCAAAGCGGUGUUUGGGCAACAGGAAGUGCCGGGGAUAAAAUGGCAUGUGCUCCAUUGCAAGAUAUUAAGGGUUCUUCAGAGGUUCGUAGAGCAGACAUAGUAGGGAGUCAGAGAGGAGAGGUGGCUUUUUCAGACAGCACAUCACAGGUGGAAUUGAUUUCAGAAGUAGAAUGGACUGAGCAUCCUUUGGAUUCUUGGAGCAGAGAGGUUACCUCCCCUGAAUCUCUCCAAACAGGUGAAGUAGAAAAAGUAAUACCUGAAUCUCUCCAAACAGGUGAAGUAGAAAAAGUAAUACAGCCAUCUUUAGAACAGUGGAGUGGUGAAAAUGCUCCUUGCAAGUCACAGAAAAAGUCUGAGGUAAACAAGUUAGCAAUAACUUCUCUAGAACUUGGGGAUAUAGAAAAUGCUCCCCCUGAGUCAAUGAAAGUGCCUGAAAUGAAGGAGAUGGAGGUGUCUUAUAUAGAACACGUGGAUCCAAAAACUGCGCCCUCUGGAUCAAAGCAGACAUCUAAGGUGGAUGAAAUAGCAGAGACCCCUCUAGAAAAUGGGAAUAGAGAAAUUACUGUCCCUAUGUCGCAGGAAUGCUCUAAAGUGGGAGAAGUGGCACAGACCUCUCUGAAACUUGGAGGUGAAGAAAAUGCUUUCCCUGAGUUGCAGCAAUCAUCUGAGGUAAAAGAAAUGGCAGAAGCCCUAACUGAGAACCUAGGUAGAGAAACUUCAUCCCUCAAGUGGAAGGAAGUACCUGAGGUAAAGGAGAUGGCAAACCCUUGUGUAGAAAAUGUUGCUAGUCAAAAUAUUCCUCCUCAGUCAGAGCACAUGCCUGAGGAGAAGGAGAUGGUAGAGAACUCUCAACUUGUUUGCAGAAAAGUUGCUCCCCCUGAAUCAAAGAAAACAUCUGAAAUGAACAAGGCAGCAGAGAUCCCUCUGUAUCACCUGAGUAGAGAGAUGGGUGGCCUUGACUCUCAACAAAUGCCUGCGGUGAAGGAGAUGGCAGAGAUGCUUAUAGACAAUGUAGAUACUCCCUUUGAAUCAAAUAAAUUGCCUGAGGUAAAGGAAGUAGAUGGGCAUUCUCUGGAGCAAGUUGCUAAACAAGCUAUCCCCCACCAGUCAGAGGAAACAUCAGCAGUGACGAAGUUAGCAGAAAGCCCUUUGCACAGUAUGUACAGAGAGGCAGGUGUCCUUGAACCAGAGCAAAUGUCAGAGAUGAAGGAGAUAGUACAGAGCCCUCUGCAACAUCCGAGUAAAGAAAUGGGCUCCCUUGAGUUAGAGCAAACAACUGAGGUGAAGGAGAUAGCAGAACACCCUCUGAUGAGAGAAGCAGGUGUUCUUGAGUCACAGCAGACAUCAGAGGUAAUGGAUGUGAUAGGGACCCCUCUGGAACAUGUGAAUACAGAAAUGACUCCCCCUGAUUUACAGCAUACUGCUGAAGCGAAAUGGGUAGUGGAUACUCCUUUAGAGCAUUGCAGUACUGUAUUUACUUCCACUGAAUCGCAGCAGAGAUCUGAGAUAAAAGAACUUGAGAGUCCACUGGAAUGUUGGAAGAGUGAAUCUGCUUUCCCUGAAUUGCAGCAAAGUUCUGAGGUGAAUGAGAUGAUGGAGGGUCCUUUAGAAUGUCAAACUGAAAUCAAACUCUCAGAGUGCACUGACCAAGUUGCACCCCUAUCACUGAAGCAUGAAGCAUCAAAACCACUGGAUAAUAAUGAGGGGAAAAGUCCAAAGUCUCCAUUGAGAAAAGGAGGUGCAAAGCUCCUCCAAAAGCGAGGAUUCACUAAAGGUAUUUCACAGAAGGAGACUGGUGCAAAAGUGUCUCCUGAACAGCACAGGGCCUUGAAGACUUCGGUGCAACCGAAGGUAGCAAAGGCUCCAAACCAACGACGGGGAGAUAAUGACCCUCUAGAACCAAAGGAGUUUGGAAAUGUUAAUGCACAGUCUGACCAGGGGCAUCUGGAUGAAGGUCCUCGUCAAGAUGAAGCCAAACCAGAGGAAGCAACGACAGAGGACAUGAACAAAAAAGAGACUGCUGCAGUCUCCAAAGAGCACCCACAAACCCCUGAUGCAAAAGGAAAGCCGGGCACACUGACUACAAAGAUCUCACCAACCAAAACUAAACCACAGCCUUCAGCUUCCCUUAAGCGACCUGCGGCAGCUGCUCCGAGCCCCAAUAAAAAACUCAAUACAUCCACUAUGACGGCAGCUACCACUUCCAAGCGACUUCCUUCUAGUCUGGCGCGGUCUUCUUCUGCGACCAACAAAGAUGUGAAACCAAAGGCAACUGAGGCAAAGAGUCCAACGAAGCCCCCCUCAUCUAGACCACCAUCUGCAGGUGUGACAAAAACACCCAGUAACACUACUAUUAAGAGCAGUACAACAUCACUGCAAAAGGUAGCAACUACUGCUGGGUCAACUCCAAGAAAUACCACACUUUCGACCCCUAGAAGACCAACAUCUAUCAAAACUGAACCGAAAUCUACAGAAAUCAGGAAGUCCCUGUCUGCAAAAUCUCCCUUGGGUGAGACUGGUCGCUCAAAGACUACUUCCACAACUUCUAUUAAGAGCACAGGCACUACCCCAAGUACGCCAAGCACACCUCUUGGCGUGAGUAGUCCUGGAACUCCAUCAUCUAACACCCCUCGGGCGCCCAGAACAUUGGCUCUGAAGACAACAGCUGCUUCUGAGGCCAAAAGAGUUGCACCUAUUUCCCGGACACCUUCAAAACCCACCGUAGCAGCAGGUCCAAAGCAACUACGACCAACCAGUGCCCCAGCUCCAGACCUAAAAAAUGUCAAAUCAAAAAUUGGAUCCACAGAUAACAUCAAGCACCAGCCUGGAGGAGGAAAGGCUAAAUCAGUAGAGAAAAAACCCGAGCCGGUAAGAUUGAACCGAAAAGUUGAACCCAGCACUGUGAUUCGAGUAGCUAAAACCACAACCACGAAAGAUAGUCAAAAACAAACCAAUGGCAAAGUCCAGAUUGUGAACAAAAAAGUUGACUACAGUCAUGUGCAGUCUAAGUGUGGCUCCAAGGAUAACAUUAAGCAUGUUCCUGGUGGUGGCAAUGUGCAAAUUCCAAAAGCCAAAGUGGACGUGAGCCGUGCAUCAUCAAAGUGUGGAUCCAAGACCAAUCUAAAACACAAAGCAGGUGGUGGGGAUGUGAAGAUCGAGACCAGCAAGACCAAUUUCAAAAACAAAGCUGAGUCAAAAGUUGGGUCCUUGGACAACGUCAACCAUACCCCAGGAGGUGGCAACGUGAAGAAUGAGGGUGAAGAAGAAUCAGAAUCAGCAACAAUCAGUCAGACUCCAGAAAAUGGGGAACUGACAGGACAAGCUGAGAGUGGGACACAGCAAAAUGGAGUAGGGGUGGACCCAACUGCCGGGUCUGACGAAACUCACAGCCAAGAGUUACACAUACAGGAGACAUAUUGAAUCUCGCAAGCUGAUGUUCCGUGAGAAUGCCAAGGCCAGGACAGACCACGGAGCAGACAUUGUGUACAAAUCCCCCGUUUCGGACAACACCUCUCCUCUCUGCAGCACAUCACUAACUGAAAGCCUCAGCUCCCUUGGAUCUCCGCAGCUUGCUAUUCCUGCUGGAUAUGUGUCUGCCACUCUAGCACAGCAGAGCUUGUGAAUUUAUUCUUUCUUCUUAUCUUCAUGUUUGUGUCAAACUACAUUUAACAAAAACAAGAGGUUUAGCAUCAUUAACAGGAUUUGUGCUUUAAAAGGAACCUGUUCCUAUUGAGUUAUUUCAGGGCUGGGGAGCCAUUUUACAUCCUUAUUAUCUUUUAGAUAGAAAAAAAUCUUUAUACAAAUCCUUGUUAUCUCUGCCACAUAUAUCCUUACUGGCAAAUACCUAUUAGACUUACAUUCUUCUGGAAUAAGGUGGGCUUGAAGCUUGGAUGGAACAACCACAAUUGGCAAUACUAUAUUGUAGACUGGUUAGGAGAGUACAUUGGAUCAUUUUACCAUGAAGUUUGACAGAUAAGGUAGAUAGAUUUAGGGAAUAUAAAACCACCCUAGUCCCAUCUACUGUGGGAAGGUAAAUCUUGCCCCCACAUUCUCAAAUGGCAUUAGUGAAUGAAGGCAAUAUCUCAUACUUUUUAAAACAAAUCUUUUCCCUAAGUUUUUGUCUUUUCUCUUCAUUUUCCUUCUGAAUUUGAGAAAUGUCCUUGACCUAUGGCCUGCCCUUGCACUGUAAAUUUUGUUUUAAGUGAUUUUGCUCUUCUCCCAGAGUCUAAUUGCUUAUGAAACUCUGAACAACAUGUUCUGUUAAAGUUUACCAUAUUCUAGAUUUAUCCUUUCAUUAUUUGCCUCAUUUUCCUGUAAAUAUUAUCGUAUGUCAAAAAUACAGAUAAUUAGAACAAAUUGAAUUUGCACAUUUGGAAUGGACAAGGCAGGGGAAGUGAGUUGGUAGAGGAAGACAAAAACUAUAUUAUUACAAAGUAAAAUGUUUUUGAAUGUUGGUGAGCAAUCUUCAAGCCUUAAGGGUUUGUUGCCGAAGAUACUUUUUAAAGAAAUUGCAAUCAUUAUCUUCCCUGAGAGAUUUUUUUUAAGAGCCUUAUUUCUGUCAAUAUCAGUCAGUGCACUGUGAUACAACUUAGCCUGGAGUUCAGAGUUGUAGAAUCCUGCACCACAGAAGAAGCUAUUUGUCCCAAUACACCUGUGCUAACUCUUGGAAAGAGCUAUACAAUUAGGCUCAUUCCUUCCUCUUUCCCCACAGCCCUGCAUCUGCCUUUAAUUCUUGCCUCCAGCUCAAGAAAUUGUUGUUGCAAAGCUGAAGCUGGAACUUCAGUGGAGGUCUAUUUUGUUACCUGUCAUUGAGCUGGAUGCUAAGUCAUAAAUGGAAAGCUAGUAGGAUUAAAUCAAAUGAACUACUUCUGAGAACUGUGCGGAAGUACAGAUGUUGGCACUAGCUUGUUGGAUGCUAGAGGCCAAGUGGAAAUACUUUAAAACGCACACUCUUAAUCUUUGCCUGGGCACUCAUUGUUACCCAAACUGAAGGCAGAUAGGGUUAACAUUAAUUCAUCCAUUAAAUUGUAGAAUAUCUUUCCCUUCCACUGUAUACCCUAUAGAGAGAUCUCUUCUAGGUCCAGGAGCUAUAUCUAUCCAUUCUGACUGAAUUCCUGCAGGUUCCCCGAGGUCCUUAGGCAUUGACAUGUCCUUUGCUAUUCUGCAUUUUUCCUCUUCUAAAGUGAAACAGCAGCUUAAAGUGGAUAAAACAAAAAGCAAACCAUGAAGAUGCUGGAAAUAAUCAGCAGGUCAUUCAGUACUUGUGAAGACUGGUCAUUGAAACUUUAAUCUACUUUCCUCUGUCCACAGAUAUUGUGUUUGUUUUCAUUUGAAGUAGUGGAAUUUUGUUCCCCCCCACCCAAUCUCUUUCCUCUGUCCCCCUCCCCUCUAACCAAAGACAACUUCUUCACACCCUUCAUUUGAAUGCCACGUCUACAAGAAUUGUCUCAGUCUUUAAAUCUUUAAAAAAAAAUUCUUAAAAUAAAUCUUAUACAGAGGAGCAAAGGUCCCUAGUUAUAUAAAGUAGAAAAGUUUUUUGGUAUUUUGCACGGAUGCAUGGCUAAAGUGUCUGUGCUCCAGGUAAUGAUUGCUGUAGAGUCAUACAGCAGAUAACUGGGCCCUUCAGCCCACUAUAUCCAUGCUAGCCAUCAAGCACCUAUCAAUAUUAAUCCCAUUUAUCAGCACGCAGUCUGGAAUCUUCAAGUACUUAAAUGUUGUGUGAGUUCCUGGCUUCACCACCCCCUCAGGAAGUUUAAUUUUAAUAUUUUAAAUACCACUUCUCUCUUUCAAAAUGUCUAAACUUACGGUAUACCUCAAUCCCAGCAGCUAUUGUUGCAAUGGGAGCAUGUUGGUUUGUUGUAAAGGCACCUUUUGCAAGAUAUUCGUAAGUCGUUCUUUUGAAGUGACCUAGAGCAGCUCAUUAUUAGUCAUAUAGCACAGAAACAGGCCCUUUGACCCACCAUAUCCAUAUUGACUAUUGAGUACCCAUCUAUACUAAUCCCAUUUUUCAGCACUUGGCCCAUGGCUGCCUUUGCCUUGGCGAUUCAAGUGUUUGUCUUAAAUGUUGUGAGAGUCCCUACCUCCACCCCUCAGCUCCAAGGAAAACAAAUCCAGUUUAUCUAGUCUCUCCUCAUAAUCGAAAUGCUCCAUCCCAGGCAACGUCCUGGUGAAUCUCCUCUGCACCCUCUCCAGUGCAAUCAUGUCCUUCCUAUAGUGUGGCAACUAGCACUGCACAUAGUACUCCAGCUGUAGCCCAAUCAAUGUUUUAUAAAGUCGUACCAUAAUCUCCAUGUUCUUAUAUUCCAUUCCCUCAUCUCAUAAAGGCAAGUGUCCCAUAUGCUUCCUUAACUAUCUUAACUACCUGUGCUGCCACCUUCAGGGAUUCAUUGGACUUGUACAGAGUGACCUUGGUGUACCUCUGUACAUUCACUAGGGUCCUACCUUUUUUUGCGCCUAUCCUACCCUUAUUAGUCCUUACAAAAUGCAUCACCUCGCACUUAUCAGAAUAAGUCACCAAGUGUCAUUGGUCUUCCCAUCGUACUAACUGAUCAAUAUCAUCCUGUAGUCUGAGACCAUCCUCGUCAUAAUCAACACUACCACCAAUUUGUGUGUCAUCUUCAAACUUUCAAAUCAUACCUCCUACAUUCACAUCCAGAAUGUUGCUGUAGACAACAGUAAGGGUCCUGGAACUGAUCCCUGCAGUGUGUUAAUGGUCUCUUUCACACAAACACACACAGUUUACCCUGUACUUCAACUAAAGUCCUUUUGGAAUGAAAGUGCAGUCAUCUCUGUGCAACUGUCAAGGUGGUUGUACCCAGUUUGGAGGAGAACUAGGAGAGGAGGGGGAUUGGUCACAUUUGGAUAUGGCUCAUAGCCAUUGUCUAUCCUUUUUUUUUCAUUAAGAACAAGUCCUGUUAGUGAAUAAACCAGAGACAUUUCUUACAGUCUUCGCAGCUUCUGUUUUCCGCCUCAGUGUUUAAGUUUGUUUUUAAAAAGAACUGUAAAUUGUUUUAACUUGUAGAUUUCUUCAAGUUUAAUCUUUGGUGAUGAAGUACUGACUAUUAUAUAAUGAGUAGUGAUUUAAAGACGAUACGAUUAACUCUUUUCUAAGCAAUAUAAUCUUUGAAGGUUGUGUCAAAUGGAGCACUGCCUUAAAAGUUGUUCCAGGAGGGAUGAGGGACUGAGUUGGAGUCGGCCAGGAUUUGUAAAAUUGUUUUUGGUGGUUGGUAAACAGGAUGGCAGCUGCAUGUAGAAGUGAUGUUUGUGCAGAGUCUUAUGAAAUGAAGGGUCAAGGAUAGGAAAGCAAUUAGACUUAAUGCACCAAUAUGUAGGAAAGAGCAAACUAGAAUGAGACCUUUAAAGUUGUUCAGUCAUGACAAUAUUGCAAAUGAGUGGAGUCUGGGCCUGUGUUGCUUUUGUGUGGUUUUUAAAUUUAAAUACUAAAAUGGAAGGUCAUACACACAAUAACUGUGCAGAGUGCAAUCAUAUACUUGUGUACUAGAGUAUGUUUAGGCCUCAUAAUUGGCAAAGCAGUGCUUGUUCUAAGUUUGGUAAUUGGUCUCCAAAGGGACAGUUUAGAUUAAAGUUAAAUUGUUGAGAUUGGCUUCACCAUGUGUUGGGUAGGGCUUGUAGUUCGGUGAAGAGAGUCAGGUAAAGGGUAUAGUUAUCUGAAGCCCAAAGAGGCAGGGUUCUGGGGACUGACUCCAGAGUUGUCUGUACGUAACAUUGUUCAUUUCUGAGGAAUUUUUAAAUUGUUCACAUGAUCUAUAGUGAGAGUAAAGCUUUGUCGCCACUGAGUGUCUUCCUUGUUUUUGGAGAGCCACUAGAGGGAGGGAAUGCAUUUAAUUUAUUCUGGCUCUAGCAAACAUGGAGUGAGGUCUGGACAUAUCUGGAGGCAUGGCAUUCACCUGUUCCCUGCUCCACAUGCACUGACUGUAGCAGAGGGUGCACAGGUGGAUGUUGGUAUCUUUGAUGGAAAUUUCAGGGAUAAAAGGUUAAAGAGGAAUCACGAGAGAUGCAUCUGGAUUUCAUACACCAAAAGAUUUACUUUAAAAGUAAAGUCAUGUAUCUUAAUUGAAGAAGCAAUGUUGGUUUAUUGAUCAAGGUUUGGCAGACAUUAUUAAUUCUAAAGUUGCUCAGAAAAGAACAAGCUUAACACUCAUUGUUCAUAUGUCAUUUUCAAAGGGAUUUACUGCCUCUGUACCAGUUUGUUUGGUACCACCAUUGCCCCUUGUUAGCUUACAAUUGCAAUUGCAUUCAGACCCUGUACUUAACAUUUUAAACACUAUUCAGAAUCACUCAAGUAUUUUAAAAUAUAUAACAUUCUAUUGCUGUUUAUACUUAAUUCGGAGUAGUUCUAGAAUAUGACUGGCUAUAAUAUCAUUGUUUUAAUCUCUGCACUAAUACCCAGAUGUAGGUGAAAUUGGAUUUGAAACUGAAAAGUAUUAAUGACAUUUAUUGAGUUUUGUUGACUUUUAGAAGUGGCUUCAUUUAAAUUGGUCUGAUCUGCUCUGCUUUUCCCUUCAACCUUUCUACCAGAAAAAAAAUACGUUUACAUGUGGAACUACGUCUGAUAGAUUCAUUUCAGUACAUAAAAAUUACAUUUGCACAGAAUUGAUCUGUUGAUUUCAGGAAAACGAUGGGAUUGCUCUGGUCCCAACAGUCCCAGAGAGAUUGGUUCAGGUUUACAAUUGUAUUGGAAAAACGCUCUUAAAAUUUUAUGCACCCAUUUGUAAAGAAUUGUAUACCCUCCUAGGUGUGAGAAUUUCAGAUGUUAUGUGCAUGUGUACUUGUUGGACAGAUCAUUUUUAAUAUGAUGUUUGUGCUGCUGUGAUUGUAUUUUUUUUAGUUUUCUUACCUUUGUGUGGUUUAAUGUGAAUUGGUCUGUGUCAGGAGUUGGGAAUUAUACCCUUGACAUCAUCUGAAUCUCAUUUGCUUUUAAAAAUCUGCUAUUAAUACUCCCUAGUACUGCCUGGAGAGGAAUGGAGAGCUAUUGGAAUGGGGAUUGAUUUUGGAUCUCUGCACAAUUAAGGUAAUUGGGGCAGCAAUAGGGACUGCACAAUUGGAUUCGGCCCUUUUAAGCUCAUGGUGAGGUGUAGGUGGAUUAGUGAAAUCAGCCUUGGGUCCCAUUCAACCUCAGCCUCCUGUGUACCUAAUGCAUGUUCAUUUAAGGAAGUGUUAGGUUUCAUACCUUCUGUAUGGUCUGGACAGAUUGAAUCUUCAUAUGGUUAUGGAUGGGUAUCUACAGAGCCACUUGGAGGGACAGAAGCUGAUGUGUUUGUUGGGGGUGGGGUGCUGGAAAGCUGCAAACAGUAAUCAAAAGGGCCUUUAAUGUGACCUUUAAAUGUAUUGAUGGUAAUUGAUUAAGUGCUCAUGACUAUAUUGCUCUUUGUGGCAAGUUGAUGUAUGCAAAUCACUGCUACAUUUCCCACAACAGUGAUUACACUUGAGAAAUACUUCCUUGGCUGUAAAUCACUUCAGAAAUGUUUGAAAGGGACACAAAGGCACUGUAUAAAUGCAGGUCUUUUGUUUGAUUUGAGAUUCCAGUAAUCAAUGUACAUGCAUCUGGUUCCAAAGGUGAUGUUUAAUGUGACCCACAACUUCCUUAUCCUGCCAUUCCCACCCCCAAAAAUAUUCUUGUUACUGACCAGUGUGAUUAGUGGUCACACCACAACUGGUACUCUCCAAAAUGAGAAUUGAAUUGUUCCUUUAAAUAUUGAAAUACUGUUGAAUUGUGAAUUGUUCCUUUAAAUAUUGAAAUACUAAAUUUUAAAAACCUGCAUGUACUAUUUAGAUUAAAAAGCAACCCUGUAUGGAAUUAUAGCUGACAGCCUUUGAAGGGAAAAAGCAAUAACUUGUUCAAUCCACUGAUGGUUUGCACUCUGUGCCAGGUACGUCUGGGGUUUGUAGAACCAGUGUGACCAGCGUCUGAUUCCGCAGUGGCUGUGUGUUUGACAGACAUUGUGCUUGAUGUUUAAUGAUGUGGAUUCUGUUGUAUAAAGAAAACACUGUAGUCCACUCCAGGACCAGCAUAUCCUCAUCAUAGUUGUUCCCUUUCCUCCACCCCCAGAAUGUAAUAACGUGUUAGUGCCUGCAGUGAGACUGGAUGACUUACAGCUUUACUGAAGUAAUAAAAGGGGAAACCUGUAUUUCUAACCUUCAGCCUCCAGUCAAAGACUGAUUCUGCUCUCUUACAGUGGGGGGGGGGGGUCCUCACAUCAUGGACCUCCACUGUAGUAUGGAUUGCCAGAAUGAAUACCUUUUUGUUGGGUCAAUUCAUGAGAGCAAUGGUUUAAAUAGAUUGCUGCCCCAUGGCACAGGACUGAAAGUGUUAGUGCUUUCUCACUUUUAAUUUUGCAUACGCUGAUGGAUCUGUGUCCACUAAAGAUUCACCCUUGCACGACACAAUGGUAAUUUCCUCAAAAGUGACACAAAAGGGAAUUAGCAGGAAUUUGUAGCCAAAACACUUUUUAGUAAUAAAAGGUGAGAAAAAUCCAGAGAUCAUUAUAGGGGACUUAGAACCCAAAUAUUCUUUUCCCUCCUUUUGCUUUCCCUGCUCCCCCCCCCCCCCCCCCCCCGACCCCACUUUCUUUUUUUCCUCUCCCUUGCCUCCCAAAUUGUUCUUCUCUGCUGAGGUGCAUUUAGGACCAGCAGUUCAUAGGCAAAUUUGUCUGGCAGUUUAUGCUAAUCAUUUUUAUUUUCUAAAGAAAUCUUUCCUAAAUUCCAUUACCAAUCUUUUUUGCUGCGUUAAGUGGGGGAAGGCUUUAAUGGCCUUGAAAUUUCAGUUCAUUUUGCUAGAACCCUUUACGAUUCAUUGGUGCUAUUUUUAAUGAAAUUAUCACUUCCCUUUGAAGAAGUUUGAAGCAUCCGUCCGCUAAAGUCACAGAACACAAGUUUGAGGCACUAUUCUUUCCCCAAAAAAAUAAUUGUCAUUUUUACAUUUCAAGAUGAGAAGCGAGACUUAGGAAAAAAGUAAGCUGUUACUGAAGACCAAGGAACACAAGUUGAUUUUUGUGGUUUUUUAGAAUCUAUAAAUGGAUUUUAAAAAUAGUAACUGGCUGCAGCAGUGAGUACCUGGGUGAAGUGGUACAGUAUUUCCGCUGCUGCUAUCGUCCUUGCACACGUUUAAUAUUCUGGAAAUUUUCUUCUCGCUUUUGCUGUUUGGCCGCUAAUAAGCAACAUCAUUGUGGCAAAACUCAAUUCCCAUUGUUUGGUCCUUAUUGUACAAGUAAAGGUUUGAAAUAAAGCUUAAAUGUUGAUGUUA
Pristis pectinata (smalltooth sawfish) is the source of this 13113-nucleotide messenger RNA. RefSeq names its product microtubule-associated protein 4-like. The transcript has 21 exons. NCBI's taxonomy places the organism in Eukaryota, Metazoa, Chordata, Chondrichthyes, Rhinopristiformes, Pristidae. Gene Ontology annotation, molecular function: microtubule binding. Bases 261 to 5270 code for a protein of 1669 amino acids. Gene Ontology annotation, cellular component: neuron projection. Gene Ontology annotation, biological process: microtubule cytoskeleton organization; neuron projection development. The record is from RefSeq and is a predicted model, not a curated record.